Trametes versicolor FP-101664 SS1 is the source of this 701-nucleotide messenger RNA. Its product is annotated as Txnl4a protein. Bases 69 to 497 code for a protein of 142 amino acids. Gene Ontology annotation, biological process: mRNA splicing, via spliceosome. The record is from RefSeq and is a predicted model, not a curated record. Gene Ontology annotation, cellular component: U5 snRNP; spliceosomal complex; U4/U6 x U5 tri-snRNP complex. Lineage: Eukaryota; Fungi; Basidiomycota; Agaricomycetes; Polyporales; Polyporaceae. The transcript is spliced from 6 exons.
AUUGGACUCUGUGCGACCCACCCUACGUACCACUUGCUCCCGCUCACUCCGCGUUUUGCUAGUCUGUCAUGUCCUACUUCCUGCCGCAUCUUCCCUCUGGCUGGCACGUUGACGAGGCGAUCAAGUCUGAGGAGGACCGCGUGGUUGUGCUCCGCUUCGGCCAUGACUGGGACUCGCAGUGCAUGACAAUGGACGAGACGCUCUACGGCGUCGCGGAGAAGGUGCAGAACUUUGCUGUGAUCUACCUCGUCGACAUCACGGAGGUGCCGGACUUCAACAAGAUGUACGAGUUGUACGAUCCGUGCACGGUCAUGUUCUUCUACCGGAAUAAACAUAUCAUGAUUGAUUUGGGAACUGGUAACAACAACAAAAUUAACUGGGCAAUGGAUAACAAGCAGGAGCUUAUUGAUAUCAUCGAAACUGUGUACCGCGGUGCAGCCAAGGGCCGCGGUCUCGUCGUUUCUCCCAAGGAUUACUCGACCCGUUACCGCUACUAGAUGGAUGCCCGAUCAUGUGUAUGUGCCUCUGCUAUCUGUACUUCUAGACUCGCUAUACCUCCUGUAUAAACUCACUACGUGCAUGAUGACAACCUCGCAAACACUCUAACUUGCGGUUUUCAAGAUACAUGGUCGCGCGCAAGCUUUUGAGCCAUCUCUUCAUUCGCGUCCCUUGCGAUCUCAGCAGUGGUCUCUCCAGCAGCC